This is a messenger RNA of Polypterus senegalus (gray bichir), 4154 nucleotides long. Its product is annotated as platelet-activating factor acetylhydrolase 2, cytoplasmic-like. Gene Ontology annotation, molecular function: 1-alkyl-2-acetylglycerophosphocholine esterase activity. The transcript has 12 exons. The coding region runs from base 1017 to 2195 and encodes 392 amino acids. NCBI's taxonomy places the organism in Eukaryota, Metazoa, Chordata, Cladistia, Polypteriformes, Polypteridae. The record is from RefSeq and is a predicted model, not a curated record.
ACUCAGCUCACUGCUUUCGGUGCAAAAAUCUAUAGUGAUGUGUGGUAAUGUUCAUAGGGUGGAAGUAGAGUUCCGCAAAAACGAAAACUUAGAUGUACUGUACUUUGUGGCAAAAACGGAAAGAACCGGCAAAGGCUUUUAAAGUUGACCAUUUAUUCACUCGUAUUUUUUUUUCGUUUUCUUGCUCGCCGGUCUUUCCUUGUUCGUGUUUGGAAUAUAAGCAAUCUGCAGAGCAAAUGAGGUUCGCGGUUUAAAUGCAGAAGGUGCACUUCUACGGUAAAGUCGGCUGGGGCACCGAUGUCAUCGCAGUCUUUUGCUAUUUCACCAAAGGACCCGUUAGUCUGUUCUUUUCUUUUGUUAUAAAAUAAUCCAUAUCUUGUUUUGACCUGAUGUGAACUUUGAAGAGGAUGCUUCUGACUCUCGAUAGCUGAACAUCUGGUGGAGGCUGCCACUUGAGGUCCUACUUAUAAGCUCCUGCGCUUUUUGGGUGAAAUUGAUAGUUAAUGUUUUCUAAUUGUAGCUGAAUGCGCGUAUUUUUAAUUUUCUUUUUAAAAGUUCUUGGUUGAAAAGAAAGCAUAUCGAUUUUUAAGAGCAUACCAAAGCUUAAUACCGAAAUAGGUAUUCAGGGACUUGCCCCUGAGUUUGCUUGAUUUGAUUUUUCUCGUUUAUAUAGCGAGACAACUAGUUUACGUUUUUUCUAAUGAACCCCUGGACUUUGUUCAGACCUAGUAACCUGCUACCCGGCAGUUUAUUACCUUGGAGCAGCGCUGUGCCUGAGGAUCCUAACAAGGAAAAACGACAAGAUCUUUUCUCUUGCUGCUGUUACUGCUACUGCUCCUGCUGUUCCCCAUCCCCUGACAGAACCACACUUCCUAGCUGUGUACAACCAGAAGGUCACCCUGCAGAUAUCUCACGCUAUCUCACUUUGGCGUAACUGGUGCUAAAUUUUGCCUGUGGUGGCCAGAUCUGUCAGUCAAGCACAUCCAUUCAUAGUUGGGCUAUAAGCUGCAUCUGUAAUGGGUAACAGGAGUUCUCUGGGACUUCCAUCAGGAUCUGGACCUCAUCUAGUUGGUUGUGCUGACAUUAUGGCAGACCACACUAGGAAGGGGACAUUUUUCAGACUUUACUACCCAUGCCAGGCUGCAGAGGACAGCGAACAGCCCCUGUGGAUCCCACGGUCUGAAUACUGCAAUGGUCUAGCAGACUAUAUGAACCUCAACAAGAACUGGUUCACUCCACUUCUUAAACUUACUUUUGGUUCAUUUCAAGUCCCAGUCAGAUGGUGUGCUCCUAUUGUUCCUGGAUUAAAAUUUCCACUCCUCAUUUUUUCUCAUGGGUUGGGUGCCUUCCGGACCGUGUAUGCUGCAGUCUGUUUGGAAAUGGCCUCUCAUGGCUUUCUUGUUGCUGCUGUGGAGCACAGGGACUGCUCUGCUAGUAUUACUUACCAUUACAAGGAAGCAUCUUCGUUGAGCACUGAGGAGCCUGUGCUUCCAAACUGCUACCUGCAGGAAGAGUGGAUUAAUUACCGCAAGAUUAAGCAAGAAGAGAAGGAGUUCAAGGUUCGAAACUUGCAGUUACACCAACGUGCUAAUGAGUGUGUGAGAGCUCUUAACCUCGUGAAUAAAAUCAAUGAUGGAAGGAGUAUCGUCAAUGUUAUGAAGUCUGACUUUGAUAUUGAAAGCCUCAAGAAUAGGGUAGACAUGGAGAAGGUUGGGGUCAUAGGACAUUCCUUUGGAGGAGCUACUUCUCUGUUAGCCUUACUCAAAGAUGAUCGCUUCAGGUGUGCCAUCGCUUUGGAUGCUUGGAUGUUCCCCAUUGAAAAUAAUCUGUAUUUUCAAAUGAGAAAACCUGCUUUUUUCAUCAAUACAGAAACCUUUCAGACUACAGACAGUAUUACAAAGAUGAAGAAACUUUUCCAGAAUAAUAAAGAAACCAAGAUGAUUACAAUCCUAGGGACUGUUCAUCAAAGCCACUCUGACUUUACAUUCUUGACUAGUCCGUGGCUGAGCCGCAUUUAUGAAACCAGGGGCAAGCUACAGCCAGAGAGAGCCUUGGAAAUUACAGCCAGGGCAGCAAUGGCAUUCCUCAACAGACAUUUAGAUCUAAAUGAGGAGUUUAAUUCCUGGGACAACCUGGUGGAAGGCAAAGGCACUGAUAUUAUUCCAAAUGCCCCACCUGUACUAAGUAACCUGUAAUGAAAUACCUGGAGCCAGCUCCACCUCCUACCCCAUCAUCAGGCUGCAGUUGUGACAGGUAUUUGGACAUGGAACGGGCAACAGUGCCAGUCCUGUCACACAGCUGAAUCUUUGGUGCAUUAUCCCAAUUUCCAAUGUGCUUCCCAUAGCAGAGGUGACACUGGAAACCUCCCUCUGUUUUUGGUGCUGAAAACAUUUCUCAUGUCAUAUGUUGUGAUGUUGAUUUCAUGUAACAUGUGCCUGUCCAGUAUGUUUUUUAUGAGUAGUCUGUGCUACAAUAACAUUGAUACAAAAGUAAUAUUAUUUUUAUAGAAAACCGUUGGUGAUAAUAAAUAACCUGUUUCUACUGCACCCUCAACAUAUUGUUUUCCACUUUCAGAUUUUCAUUUGUUUUUACUGGUGCACAGACUUCUCGGCUUUUGUCUCUAAAGAAAUCUGAUGUUAUUUAUGAAUCUGAAAUGUACAGGUGAUACAGAAUGCCAAUAUUCUUAAUCAGUGUCAAAGUUUAUCUCUUAAAAAAACAUUGCACUGCAAGCACUUAGAUUCUAUGGCAGCUGUUUAUUAUGGUCCCUUAUUAGGAAAUAUUAUUGCUCCUAAUAAAUGACUCUAUGUAAGGCUGUAUUUUCUUCAGGCUGGCAGUAUGUAGUAGUAAUAUUACUACGAUUCAUUUUGUGAAAAAUAAUGAGCACUGAAUGGUUAGUUCAGAUUUCAUUGUUUAAAAAAGUCUGUUAAUUUAGCCAGAGGUGACUGGCAGCAGGAAAAGAAAUCAGUCACUCGUAUACUAUUUUGUAGAUCUAUUUUAACAGUCCUCAAACCUGCCUCGCCCAAAAUAUUAUUAUUUAAUCAUUAUUACAAAUAGUAGUAUGGGCUGAGGUGCUGAGGGUAAGUAAUUGCAGCUUCUUGUAAAGAUUAUCUGUAAAAUGAAUUAUUCUUGCUCCAGUAUAUACACAGGAAUUUAAUGUUAAGGUAUCGUAAGAAUGUUUUAGGACUAUGAUCUGAAUUGCCUUUUAAAUUUCUUAUCUGCCUGCAUAAAUUGAAGAUUUCAUUUCUGAGACCAUUUGCUACUGUGCGUUAUCAUUUUCUAAUUUAACAGAUUUGCUAGUUUAUCGGACAGUGAUGUCACUUUGACACCAGUCUAGCUUGCAGUUAUUGAGAAAUUCAAAUAUUGUGACUAUCAGAUCAAAAUUAGUCUUGAUGGAACACAUGAUUAAGAUUUAAUAAUUUAUAUUGCCUGCUUUUUAAAUUAAUUGUCUAAAAGAGACUGAUAUAUAUUUAAGUUUGCCUGCCUGCUUGAAUGUUUCUUAAUGCAAAACAAAGCAGUUGUAAAGUAAAUAUGGGUUAUAAGACGGGAGCAUUUAUUUGCACAAGUGGUUAUGCAUUUUGUAACUUAAAUCUGCUGCUUAUGUAAAUAAGAAGCUCAAAUUUUAUUUUUUAACUUGUUAUAUCAGAAGAAUGAUGGAUUAUGUAUGGCUAUUGCAAAAGAAAGGUGCCAAAAUUACAUUGAUAUUUGGGUGGAUCCCUUGCUGUUUCAAGAGUGACCAUAAGAUGGUGCCAAAGCUUGUUUAUAGACAGCCCAACUUGUUACUGAUGGAAAAAAUAUUUUCUGUAUCGUAUACAGUAAAAUUUCUUUCAGAUUAAUUAAUUGGAAAAUGUAUUUUAGAAUUGUAAAGGUUAUUUAUGUAAAAGUUGUCUUUCCCUAAAUGGGAAGGUAAUUUAUGUGUAUUGUAUUAAAUUAUCUUAAAAGAUUUGUCCUUAAGUGAACCUGUGGGGAAAAUUGAAGUAGGGGUGAAGAGAAGGUAUUACACUUCAAGCAGAUUCCAGUUUUCUUGAUAUAUACUUGUUUUUGAGAUGACUGGAAUUGGCUGCCUUAACAUAGACAUCUUUAGAGACAUUGGUUUCAUUGUCAAAGCCAGCAGUUCUGUAACACUUCUGAGACAUUAAAAUAGGAACUUUAAACAG